UAGAUGAUCAUUGGCAGAGAGUACUAUAUUCUUUGACAGACUGUUAACUGACAUAAGCAUAACCUGUGCAUAAAUAAUUAUAACCUAUUACUGUAGGUAAUAUAUUUUAAACUUUAAUGUGAUUAUUAAUUCAAUUUUGAACUAAGAAAACUAAUUUUUAUAAUAAAAAAUGGCGACAAGUAGGCUAGAAAGAAUUGGGACUAUUUUUAGUAGAACUGAGAGUCUACUUCUGAAAGGACCAAUGAAACCAGAUGACAGGCCUUUAUGGUUCGAUGUUUACCGAGCUUUCCCACCAAUAGUAGAACCUAAAUUUGCAAGACCAAAACCAGAAAAUAAACCAAUUAGGCAGAUUCUAUACAAAGAAGAUAUCAUCAGAGUAAAAUUUCACGAUAAGGGUUAUGGAUUAAGUUCGAACAUGUUGAACUUGACUGGAGAAACACACACUAAAAAAUUAAUCCAAAAGUACGAGCAAUUAAAGUCUCAAGGUAUUCCCGAAGAAGAAUUGAUAGAUAAAUGCGCUUUAGGUGUCGAUAGCGAGAGACAAGAAGCUUCGAAAACAACUCCUAAAAAUCCCGACUCUGUCUCUUCUCAAGUUUUAGCUGAAGCUAAUCUUAAAAAUAUUUUUAAAGAAUAACUAAUGUUGAAGGAAAUAAUUAUUAUAUGUAUUUAUUAUUAUUUCAUAGA
Melitaea cinxia (Glanville fritillary) is the source of this 684-nucleotide messenger RNA. RefSeq names its product 28S ribosomal protein S23, mitochondrial (gene mRpS23). The record is from RefSeq and is a predicted model, not a curated record. The coding region runs from base 170 to 634 and encodes 154 amino acids. Gene Ontology annotation, cellular component: ribosome; mitochondrion. NCBI's taxonomy places the organism in Eukaryota, Metazoa, Arthropoda, Insecta, Lepidoptera, Nymphalidae. Gene Ontology annotation, molecular function: structural constituent of ribosome. Gene Ontology annotation, biological process: translation. The transcript is spliced from 3 exons.